Molecule: messenger RNA, 1134 nt
Organism: Eutrema salsugineum
Lineage: Eukaryota; Viridiplantae; Streptophyta; Magnoliopsida; Brassicales; Brassicaceae
Product: probable 6-phosphogluconolactonase 2
Exons: 3
Coding region: 147-926 (259 amino acids)
Biological process (GO): pentose-phosphate shunt; carbohydrate metabolic process
Molecular function (GO): 6-phosphogluconolactonase activity
Source: RefSeq, a predicted model, not a curated record
AGAUAAUUUGUCUCACUUGAGUCAUUACCCAAUUAGUUAAGAACUCUUCACUCACUUUCCCUAUAAGAAGCCAGAUUCCUUCACUUGUAUAACGCCAUCAUCAACACAAUUCACAAUCAUCAUCACAAUCAUCAUCAUCUAAGCAGAUGGCGCCGGUGAAGAGGAGGGUGUUUAAGACAAAGAAAGAAAUGGCGGUGGAACUGGCCAAAUACACGGCGGAUCUCUCCUCCAAAUUCUGCAAAGAAAGAGGAAUUUUCACCGUUGUUUUCUCCGGCGGCGACCUCAUCUCCUGGCUCUGGAAAUUGUUGGAACCUCCUUAUAUUGAUUCAAUUGAGUGGUCCAAGUGGCACAUCUUUUGGGUGGACGAGAGGGUUUGUGGUUGGGAUGAUGCAGAUAGCAACUACAAACUCGCCUACGACGAGUUUCUCUCCAAGGUUCCUAUACCGGCCGAGAACAUCUAUGCCAUCGACAACGGGCUCGGGGCUGAAGGCAACGCCGAGCUUGCAGCCGAACGGUACGAGGAGUGCCUCAAAGAUAAGGUGAACCAAAACAUAAUCCGAACAUACAAAUCCUCCGGUUUCCCACAAUUUGAUCUCCAGCUUCUAGGAAUGGGACCGGACGGUCACAUGGCGUCUCUAUUCCCGGGACAUGACCAGAUCAAUGAGAAAGUGAAAUGGGUUACAUACAUAACCGAUUCUCCUAAACCCCCAUCAAAAAGGAUCACUUUUACUUUAACGGUUAUCAAUUGUGCUUCAUACAAUGUUAUGGCCGUGUGUGAUAAAGAACAAGCUGAUUCGGUUGAGGCUGCUCUUAACCAUACCAAAGACGUACCAGCCGGAAGACUAACCGCGGAUGAUGAAGUGGUCUGGUUCCUUGACCAAGCAGCUGCGUCUAAACUCCCUCAUGGCUGGUGCUCUAUCCUUUGAUUUAAGGGAAGGGCUUUAUGUUUUUGUCUCACUGAAUCGGUUUGGUUUGGUUCGUUUGUAAACCGCAUCGUGCUAUUACUUGUUAUGUUUGUGUACCAUAUCAUAUGGUUAUCCAUCCUCUUGUUUUUCAUAAUAAUUGGUGGAGGAUAAUUACCAACAUGUUGAAUUAGGAAAAAAAUUAAGAAAACAAAUAAAUCCCAUCUACGAA